AUUAUAAAAAUAAUUUAGUCAAAAUUUUAAUAUUAGUAAUGGUAUCAUGUUCCAUUUUAUUAUAUUAGUAGAUAGAUGGAUAGAAGAUAGAUCGUUACAAUAUAGGUAUUUUGGAUCAAUUUUUUUUGUGGAGAUAAAUUAUUAAUAUAAAUAAAAUUGGAAAUUGUUGGAGGUAGAGAGAUGGGGAGAUUGUAUCAAGUAACGUUGGAAGGAGGAGGAGGAAAAAUUUACAGUUGUAAACAUUGUAAAACUCAUCUUGCCCUUCAACAUCAUAUCGUUUCUAAGGCCUUCCAUUGCAAGCAUGGAAAGGCUUAUCUCUUCAGUAAGGUAGUAAAUGUGACUAUUGGGGUCAAGGAAGAUAGAUUAAUGAUGACUGGGCUGCACACAGUUGCUGACAUUUUCUGUGUCAAAUGUGGAUCAAUUGUUGGUUGGACAUAUGAAACGGCACAUGAUAGGAACCAAAAGUACAAGGAAGGGAAAUCAGUCCUUGAACGGUUUAAGCUUUCUGGUCCUGAUGGAAGCAAUUAUUGGGUUAGUCAGGAAGCACAGAUUGGUGGAAGUGAUCAAGACGAUGUCUGAUGAAAUGAUGACCAUUAACCUGCAUUCGGAACAUGGUGUUGGAUUACUAUAUUCCGUGUAAGUAAUUUUGAAGCCCUUUACCGGCUUAUAAAGGCUACUCGGCAGAUGGCUUGGUAGAUCAAUUGUUAUUAUAAUAAGCUGUAAAAUUUACCCUUUCUACAAGGCAUAGAAGGGGUUGCUCUGCUUGUAAUUCUUAUUUAUGGUUCUCUGAAGCACUACUGGAUAUACAAGUGCGGCUGUUAAUGCCAUGUGAUUGUUCCCAAAUCUAUUAAUACAAUAACCUGGUUUUCUGCCCA
This is a messenger RNA of Erigeron canadensis, 875 nucleotides long. Its product is annotated as protein yippee-like. Gene Ontology annotation, cellular component: ubiquitin ligase complex. The transcript has 6 exons. The record is from RefSeq and is a predicted model, not a curated record. The coding region runs from base 181 to 579 and encodes 132 amino acids. NCBI's taxonomy places the organism in Eukaryota, Viridiplantae, Streptophyta, Magnoliopsida, Asterales, Asteraceae.